Molecule: messenger RNA, 2311 nt
Organism: Puntigrus tetrazona (Sumatra barb)
Lineage: Eukaryota; Metazoa; Chordata; Actinopteri; Cypriniformes; Cyprinidae
Gene: elovl6l
Product: ELOVL family member 6, elongation of long chain fatty acids like
Exons: 4
Coding region: 126-932 (268 amino acids)
Biological process (GO): very long-chain fatty acid biosynthetic process; fatty acid elongation, monounsaturated fatty acid; fatty acid elongation, saturated fatty acid
Cellular component (GO): endoplasmic reticulum membrane; endoplasmic reticulum
Molecular function (GO): fatty acid elongase activity
Source: RefSeq, a predicted model, not a curated record
UGCACAGGUGUGCGUUUGAGCUCGACUCGUUAACUGGAGGCUACCCUGCCGAGCGGACGGUAACCGGAACGGACAGCAGCUCCUUCUUCACUUUUAUCUCGCAGUUAGCUGUAGGCGACUCAAACAUGAACGCGACUGAAUUUGACUUGCCGCUGGCCGAGUAUGAUUUCGAGCGCCGCUUUGAUGAGAGGUUUGCUAUUGAAUGGAUGCAGGACAACUGGAAAACGUCGUUUUUGUUUGGUGCCGUGUAUGUAGUGCUCGUGUUUGGUGGGCAGCACUUCAUGAAGCAAAGACAAAAACUUGAUCUGCGUAGAGUCUUACUGCUGUGGUCCCUCAGUUUGGCCGUCUUUAGUAUGAUUGGAGCGGUGAGAACCGGGUGCUUCAUGUUGUACAUUCUCCGAACCAGUGGUUUUAAACAGUCUGUUUGCGAUCAGAGCUUCUACUACGGGCCGAUAAGCAAGUUCUGGGCUUGUGCUUUUGUGCUGAGCAAGGCCCCCGAACUAGGGGACACCAUGUUCAUCGUCCUGCGCAAGCAGCGGCUGAUCUUCCUGCACUGGUACCAUCACAUCACCGUGCUGGUUUACUCCUGGUAUUCCUACAAAGACCAGGUCGCUGGUGGGGGCUGGUUCAUGACCAUGAAUUACACCGUCCACGCACUCAUGUACAGCUACUACGCGGCUCGAGCUGCUGGACUCCGCGUGCCAAAACCCUGCGCCAUCAUCAUCACUUCCUCCCAGAUCGCUCAGAUGGCCAUGGGGCUGGCAGUAAGUGCGCUAGUGUACAGAUGGAUGCAGGACGGAGAUUGCCCUUCUUACAUAGAUAACAUAGUGUGGGCUUCACUCAUGUAUCUCAGCUAUCUGCUCCUCUUCUCUUCUUUCUUUUAUCAGUCUUACGUAAAGGGUUCAAGACCCACAGGCAUCAAAACCGAGUGAUCUACAGCUCUGAGGUUUAAAUACGAGGCUUUUAUUUCUGAUGGUUUACCUUGUUAAAAUGCAUAUGUAUUUGACGUUUUAAAGGAAGGUGAACAAUGAAGAUGCGCGUGCAAUUUUAUAUUUAAUUUUUUUAAAUAAUAGCUAUGUUUCAGGGCCAUUUUUUUUUUCUAGUUGAUAUUAGCUGAGCAAAGCGCAUCAAAUACAGCUCUUGAUUUUGCUGCUGAAAACUUAAAUGGUUUUGUAGAGCUUCUACUCACUCUUUGCACAUGGCCUGAGCUUGGCUGAAGCGUAGGGUGUAUGUUGCAGCAUGUGCCAAGUUCCUAAUAAUCUGCGCUCGUAGUCAAAGAACAAGCUUCCUAAUCUAAAAGUACAACUUGAGACGUUUUAAUUUGGCCACCUUUUGUAAAUUUUCAUCCGUUCUGUGCACGCUCUCUUGGGUGUUGCUUGUUCAGUGUUUCCACCUCAUGAUGUCACAGAAACAUGAAUUAUCUGUGCUGACUGGUUGGACUGGUUUCCAGACAUUUUAAAUUGGGCAUUUUUUUGACUGGAAUUCUCUAGAAGGACGACACCCAUGUUCUCGCUCUCAUUCUGUGCGUGCUUCUGUCAUGAGUUCACUGCGGCUGACAUUGAAGUUACAGCAUGUAAAACCAGCUUAGGAACGAUCGAUUUUUAAACUCUUGUUCACCUUUUGAUUAAUGCAUGGGUCAUUAUGAAAUGGUUCCUUUUUGCGUUUUUGUGGCUGUACUGAGUUCUGGAUUGGUGCUUGACAGAACCGUUAACUGUCCUUAUAAUGGUGUUUGUUACCCGAGUCAUUAGUAAUGUGCACAGUUUUAUUUAUAUAUUUAUAUCCGAGUCACAUUUGGGAGAUUUGGGGUAUUUAUUUUCCCACUGCAGUUGCAAUGAAAAGGUUUCUAACUAAAUGAUCUUUUAAAAAAAGAUAUUGUUUUAUGUGAUCAAGAGCAAUCAGAAACGAAUGUAGUAUCAUUGGAAAUGUUGCUGCUAACGUCCAAGAUUUUUGUUGUUGUCUGUCCUCUGGUCUCUCUUGUCUGUUCCUGUUCAAGACUGUGAAAGAUUUUGUCUAUCCAUUUAAAGGACAUUUUGAUUAAGAGAUUUUAUGAUUUUUGUCUUAAAAUGUUGAAGAUGGCAGCCAUAUGAUUACUUUGUUUUAUUAGGAACAUAAAAGGUGAAUGUGCUGCCUCUAGCUUACGUUACAAGGUAUAGACAUACUUCUGUAUUUUAAAAAGGAGAAAAAUGUAAUGUAAUAGCGCUGAAUGUAAAUAUUUAUCUUUCCUGUCUCAUCACCUGUACAAGUUCUUAGCUCCUAUGAAGAAUGAGUUUUGUAUUUAUUUUUGUCAUUUAAAUAAAACUGUUUCUAUAAA